GAAGGACAAGUACCCGGAUGUUUCUAUUAGCAACAGCUAAACGAAAAUGGCGGAGUCACCAGCGACAAUAGACGAUGAUAAAGAUGUUGAUGUAGAUCCUCUGAAUGAUUAUUCGGACGAACAACUGUUCCAUCAUGUAGAGGAAACGAUGAAAGAAAAUGAGGUUUUACAGACAGAGACUCAAAUGUUCGAAAAAUACCUCAAAAGAAAUGAGCCGAAAGACACCUUAGGUCUCCCUAGCUCAGGGGUACCUAGUGGUGCUACACCAUCUAGCUCACAACCAGAAAUAGCACGGGGUGUAGGGAGAAAGAGGUCAAAAUCUAGGACAAGUAACAUCAACACAUCUCUUAGACUCACAACAGAACAGAAAUGUGACAUUGCACAGAAAGAAAUUGAUGAUCUUAAGGAUGAGAUUGAUCAGUUGAAAGAAAAUUGUGAGAAAGUAUUAGACACAUAUAAGGCAAUAAUGGAGGAGGCUGAUUUGAGGUUGGCAGAGACAAAAAAAGAGAGUUAUGAGUUUGAAAGAGACAUAGUGAAAGGUGCUAUGAAUCCUAGAACUGGAAAGGUGAUAGCUGAGAAGGUCAUCAGAUAUCUGGAUGAGAAAAACAGGUCAAGAGACACCUUAAUUGAGAAGCUUCGCCUGAAGAACUCUACAUUAAAAGUACAGAAAAAGAAACUAGACCUACAGCUAAAACAGAAAGAAGAAAUGGGUGAAGUCUUGCACAAGGUGGAUUUUGAUCAGCUGGAGAUUGAGAAUAAGCAAUACUUAGAGAAGAUAGAUCAAAGAAACACAGAUUUACUGGCGCUGAAGUUGAUGUCCACCAGAACAAAUGGAGUUCUCAUCAAAUAUAAGAAAAAAUUGCACACUUUGACAAAAGAAUCUGAAAGAUUGAAGUCUGAAAUAGGGUCUAGGAAUGAUCUGCUGUCCAGAAUAGAUUCUGAAACUGAAGUUGUUGAGGAGGAGAGAGCAAAAGCUGAGAAAAUCAACAGGAAGCUUCGACAGCAGUUGGCAGACUUCCGAGUUCCAGAAGUGAUGGACUAUGUGACAGAGAAGGCUGACCUGUAUGAAUUACAAAAGAAAGUCAAGAGCUGGGAAAGAAAAGUAGAAAUUGCUGAGAUGUCUUUGAAAACCCAUCGGAAGACGUGGCAGCAGAUGCAGAUGGGAAGUCAGAUGGAGAGCCAGUGGAGGAUGAUGGAGGCUGCCAUGUGAACAGUGAGCAGACUGUCUGUUUAUAGUGCCCUCUGGUACAUUCUGUGUAAUCACCAUUCCAGCACUCCGGAUGGUUUGAUCAGAGUGUACAUACAUUUGACUGACUAUUUUUUAUGAAAGUAUUAAAAGUUGUUGACUGUAACAUGUAAAUUGUUAAACUAUACAUUUUCAUAUGCAUUGUUUUCCAAAGACAGCAGAUACAAAAUACGGUAUCAGAAGUAAGGUGUAGAUAAUAGAGUUAUUACAACAUGUUGUUUGUGUCACUGGUUGUCUCAUGAUACACAUGUAUGCUAUGUAUAUAUAAAUGUUAUGAAUCAGUUUCAAGACCAUAUGAGAAGAAACUGUUGAUUAAAUACAUUCACUAUAUGCAAAUUUCCAGCAUAAAUUAUGAAGUAGCUUAACCAAUGGUACAGUUAUAUUGCACUGAUCAAUAUGCAUUGAAUAUGCUAAUCACCACAUCUGUCCAUCAUAGUGUAUAUAUUAUAUACCAGUCCCAAGAGUUGUUUGUAUGUAAAGAGAUGAAUAAAAUUGUGAUAAAUUU
This is a messenger RNA of Ostrea edulis (European flat oyster), 1751 nucleotides long. RefSeq names its product coiled-coil domain-containing protein 113-like. The coding region runs from base 47 to 1210 and encodes 387 amino acids. Gene Ontology annotation, biological process: cilium assembly. Gene Ontology annotation, cellular component: axoneme; ciliary basal body. The record is from RefSeq and is a predicted model, not a curated record. NCBI's taxonomy places the organism in Eukaryota, Metazoa, Mollusca, Bivalvia, Ostreida, Ostreidae. The transcript has 8 exons.